Molecule: messenger RNA, 1182 nt
Organism: Cutaneotrichosporon oleaginosum
Lineage: Eukaryota; Fungi; Basidiomycota; Tremellomycetes; Trichosporonales; Trichosporonaceae
Source: RefSeq, a predicted model, not a curated record
AUGUCCUCCGUCGAGCCCCUCGCCUUCGACGAGCUCUCCUUCCCGGGGAUCAUCGAGCAGGUCUUCGCCUUCGCCUCUCGCGAUGCCCUCCUCGUUAUGCGCCAGGUCUCGCGCUCUUGGCGGGAUCGCGCGGACGCACGCUUCGUCUCGCACGUGAGCAUCGAGCACCGGUGCGAGGGCGGCAGGUCCGUCGUCGUGAUGCACGGCCCGCUCGGCGUGAUCCCUCGGCAGGACUGGUACGAGACAAGCGUGGGCGACGCAACGCGCGUCCUCGACCUCGGGUGCGGGGGCAGUGCGGCCGCUCUUGCAGGCCUCUGCCGGCUCCGCAAGCUCGAGCUUCUCCGUGACCACGGGUACGUGAUGCGAGACCGGGCACCCCUCCCGCACGCUCGCGCAUAUCUCAUGAACCGCGUCGGCGUCGACACCUUCUCCGCCUACUGGGACCACCUCAUCAUCUCGCUCCCCUACUUCCAGCCGACCUUUGUGCCGCUGGAGAACGCAUUUGGCUCGCACGGGUGCUUCCCCAAGUCGCUAGCUGGCGCCGUCCAGAAUGUGCGCGGCACAAUUCGCCGCCCCUCCGUUCUCCCCUCCUCCCUUACGUUCGGCGACAACGGGCGCGCGUCCCACCUCGCCGCGCCCCACCCUCGCAUCAGCGCCCUAGGUGCCGGGCAAUACACGGGAUUCGUGAUUCCGCUCUCGCGACCUUCAAGGAGUUUCCACGUGCCCGGCGCGUUCACCGUCAUCCUCGCCCGCCCGCCCCCAGGCUUUGCUCCGCGCCCACCAGGCGUCGCAGCUUCCCGCCGCGCACCGCGGCGUGCGGACGACUAUGAGGGCACAUUCCGCAACAUGGCGCGGCGGAUCGCCAAGAUUCUCGCCGAGUGCGAUCUCGUGCCCAUCACCCUCGUCGGGUUUGAUGGCUGGUUUGCUUUUCUCCCUCACAACCGCGUGUGCUCGUACGAUACACUCAUGGACGAAAUUCAGUCCAUCCUCGUUGAUUUCCUCAAAUGCGAGGAUACAGCCGCAGAGCGCAUGAAGGCCAUCGCGUAUCUUUCGUUAGACGACUACCGCCAGCGCGUUGGUGAUGAGCGCUUUCACCUUGAAACCGAGUUUGCAGACACUAUGGGGCCCGGACCGGAGAGCGAGGACGAAGGCCGGACGACUUGGACGUCGCCCGUAGGAUGA